GGAUUCCUGGUGAAAAUGAGCAGCGACAUCCUGCCCUUGGCUUUAAAGCUACCGCACAUUGACUACAUUGAAGAAGACUCGUCCAUUUUUGCCCAGGGCAUUCCAUGGAACUUGGAGCACAUCAUCCAGACGAAGCACGAAGCUGGGAAAUACACUCCACCCAACGAUGGAGCAAAAAUUACUGUUUACCUCAUGGACACCAGUGUUCAGGCGAGUCACAGAGAGAUCAAGGGGAGAGUGAUGGUAACAGACUUUAACAGUGUACCUGAAGAAGAUGGCAUCAGAAAUCACAGGCAGGCCAGCGAGUGUGAAAGCCAUGGAACACACAUAGCCGGAGUGGUGAGCGGACAAGACUCUGGUGUUGCACGUGGUGUCAGUAUAAAUACUGUGCGAGUACUAAACUGCCAAGGCAAAGGCACUGUGUCUAGUGCACUGGCAGGUCUGGAGUACAUCCGUGCAUCUUUGCAGGUUCAGCCCAUUAUCCCUGUGAUUGUACUGCUACCAUUUGUUGGGGGUUUCAGUCGCACUCUGAAUACUGCAUGUCGAGAGAUGGUACAGUCCGGCGUGGUCAUUAUAGCUGCAGCUGGAAAUUACCAGGAUGAUGCCUGCUUAUAUUCACCAGCCUCAGAACCAGAGGUGAUCACAGUGGGAGCAACCAACGCUGCUGAUCAGCUGCUGAGUUUGGGAAACACAGGCACCAACCUGGGUCGCUGUGUGAAUCUAUUUGCUCCAGGAAAAGACAUCAUAAGUGCCUCCAGUGACUGCCCUACCUGCUUCACCACCAAGAGUGGUACCUCACAAGCAGCGGCACUUGUUGCUGGUAUAGCUGCAGUGCUUCUAAAUGAGAAACCCAGUCUCAGCCCUGCUGAGGUUCUGCAGUUGCUUAAUUACCACUCAGUCCAGAGGGUGAUAAAUCCAAGCUUGCUUCCUGCUGAAUAUCGACUAACUACCCCAAACGUGGUGGUAGCCCUGCCCAAGACUACCACUACAGUCACAGGUGAGAUGCUGCUUUGUCGCUCCGUUUGGUCUAUCAGGUCAGGGGUUGGAAACUUUGGCACAGCAGUGGCUCGUUGUCGCCACGGUGAAGAGAUGUUUAGCUGUUCUAGCUACUCACCAAGUGGAGGGCGAUCUGGAGAAAGAGUAGAGAUACAGGAUGGACAAAACGUAUGUGUGGCCCACAGUGACAUUGAAGGAGGUGUGUAUGCAAUAGCCCGCUGCUGCACAGGAAACAGGGUGCAGUGCCAGGCCAGUGCCAGUGUCCAGGUCGGCAUGGAUGCAGUAUGCCCCAGCCUAGAGCAUCAACUUACAGGCUGCAGCUCUUACUUUAAAUCCAAAGUCACGACUGACUCCACACAACCUCUCAAUGCUAACCGUAAGGUGUGUCCAGCAAAAAAGGGUGGAACAUCACACGCCUCCUGUUGCCGUGCCCCCAAUCUUGAAUGUCGUCUGAUUGAACAUGGCUCCUCUGGAUUAAUGGAACAGGUGGAGGUGUCAUGUGAGGAGUCUUGGACACUAACAGGGUGUGAUACUCUGUCACAUGGUUCUGUCACACAUGGGGCAUACAUACGAGAAAACACCUGUGUAAUCCCAAAGUCCAAAGAGGAUGGAGAAGCUUCAGCCAUCGCCAUCUGCUGCAGGUUUCAGCCACCCCACCAGCAGAGCCACAAAAGGGGGCUGAAGCAAAACAGCUAAUAACUGUCCACAGACCAAUGGGUGCCUUCAUUUCUUUUAUUUCUUUUUUCUUUAUGUUGAUUCCUAGUUCCUUACUUCAAGAACAAGGAGAAAGGAAAGGUUAGAAAUGCUUGUUUACUAAGGCAUUAAUCAAAUUGUUAAUU
Molecule: messenger RNA, 1835 nt
Organism: Trichomycterus rosablanca
Lineage: Eukaryota; Metazoa; Chordata; Actinopteri; Siluriformes; Trichomycteridae
Gene: pcsk9
Product: proprotein convertase subtilisin/kexin type 9
Exons: 11
Coding region: 16-1692 (558 amino acids)
Biological process (GO): proteolysis
Molecular function (GO): serine-type endopeptidase activity
Source: RefSeq, a predicted model, not a curated record